CUCUUAAAGCGGAGGCUGAGCCGGGCCGGCUUAGGCGGAGAGCGCCGGUGGGAGCGGGCGAGGGUUAGAUAACUCACUCUGGGGGGAAAAGACCUACCGAGCCGGGCAGAACGUGCGGGGCGAGUCCGUGUGCACCUCGUGGAGACGCCGGGCCAUGGCCGUGUCCUCGAGGGCGCUGUGGCUGUUACGGAGCGCGGCCAGCGCUGGCCAAAGCUCGGGGGCUUGGCGAACCCCCGCUCGCGGUUCUCUGGCGCCCGGGACAUCCCCCGGCUCGGCGGCCGCCUGGAGGGAAUUGAGAUCAUCAGAGGGAGGCCACCAUCUCUUCUGUACUGCUGCUUCUCAGAAUAUCACCUACAAAGAACUGAAAAAAUUGCUGCAUUCCAAAUCCAAAUCCAAUUUCUUGAUUGAUGUUAGAGAGCCAUGGGAAAUUCUACAAUGUGGACAAAUCCCAGGGUCUCUAAAUAUACCAUUGGGUGAAAUAGAUCAGGCUCUACAAAUGAAUUCAGAAGACUUCAAAGAGAAGUACAAUCAAGAUAUGCCUUCUAAGUCUGACAACCUGGUGUUUUGUUGUCUAGGAGGAGUGAGAAGCAAGAAAGCUCUAAGUACCGCCUUAUUAUUGGGUUAUGAAAGUGCUCGGCACUAUCCUGGAGGUUGGAAAGAAUGGGAAAGCUAUGAAUAUCCAGAGAAGAAAAAAUGACACGACAAUGAAUUUUGAAAUCCCAAUUAACUGUUUUGAAAAUUAUUUUACAGGUAAAUUAUGUUAUAUAGAUCUGGGUAUUCUAGUUCUAAUUGUGUAACCUGAGAAAAUUCACUUUAUCUUCUUUGAUCCAACAUCUUGGUUUGUAAAAUAUGUAUUAUGAUAUUUUCUGUAAUUCCUUGAGGUUGUUAUAAACAUCAGCCAAGAUAAUUUAUGAAAGACCUAAUGAAUUGUAGAUGUAUAAUAGUAAAAGUAAUUCCACUUAUACAUUUUAAGAACUUAAAACAAAUAUUGUCUUUUUCAAAACUGAAUUUGAACUUUUGGAAGAGGAAAAAGGGAGAAUUAAUAAAGAAGUAAACUUUCUACUUCAGCUUUAAGGUCAUUUGUCAAAAAGAGAUCAAUGUGCAGAGAAAAGGUUUAACAUAAUUAGCUAGUUAUUCUGAAAUGGAGAUUUAACAAAUUAAAAGCAACUUUCAUAUCCAUGACAUUUUGUGAUAAAUUUUUGACUAAUAAACUUCUGUAUAAUGUUUGUGUGCCAAUGAGACCUAAUUUGGGCAUGUCCCUUUCAUUGCAGCCAUUUGGAGAUUUAAUGGGUUUUCUCCUAAAAUAUCAGACAGACUAAUAAAUGUUUAAAGCAGAAAGCCCUUA
Molecule: messenger RNA, 1345 nt
Organism: Sarcophilus harrisii (Tasmanian devil)
Lineage: Eukaryota; Metazoa; Chordata; Mammalia; Dasyuromorphia; Dasyuridae
Gene: TSTD3
Product: thiosulfate sulfurtransferase like domain containing 3
Exons: 4
Coding region: 155-697 (180 amino acids)
Cellular component (GO): mitochondrion
Molecular function (GO): thiosulfate-cyanide sulfurtransferase activity
Source: RefSeq, a predicted model, not a curated record